AUGAUGCCGUUCACUUUCCUGUGGCUGCCCAACCCGGUUGAUGAGGCCGUCUUCGCGAGGCGAUACGCCGCGAAGUACUUCGCGGUCAGGGACCUCAUGUUCCGCGCCAUUCGUGCCUGCGUGAUUCCGGUGUUCCUCUGCGUCCGGCUGUGGCAGCAUGGUCUCGGGUGGCAGGCCCUGAACGCGCUGCUCAACGUCGCCCUGAAUGUUUUGGUGGAGUGGAUGGGAUUCGGGUGGCAGAGGGACGCGCUGGGUGGCAAGAGAACCGCCAUGGCGGUGGCUACAAGAAUCGUCAUUCUCCUCACCCAGGCGAUGGAUGCGACCAGCAUGGAAAUCCCGGUCCAGACGCCUUUGUCGAUGGUCCGCUUCAUGCUCCUGCCAUCGGGACUUCUGGUGCUAUUCUUGACCAGCAUUUUCGUUCCGCUUCUCGCGAGGCACCACCUCCCGGUGACCCUGGCUGGGAUCGUCGCCAUGGGCUUCGUCACAGUGCCCAACGCGUGCGACGUGGCCGUCAGCGCCCCUGAGAGCGGUGCCAUCGUCCUGGCCGUCUGGCACUUCACAAAUGCCGUCUUCACGGGGGGGGUGCUUGGAGAAAGCGGCCAGCCUGCUCCUUACGACGCCUGCCAAGGUGUUGUUAACAUGGCGCACUUUGUGCUUGGGUUCCUCUUGCCGUCGUUCGCGAUGUGGGCAGUGGAGUACGAGGAGCGAACAAAUUUCAGUGAGGGGAUUUCUCGUCCGAGAGAGCUCCUGACAAAUGACAUUAUACGCAAGCACAUGUUCUUGUUUUUUCUUGUGAUGGGCUGCGUGUGGUUGUUUCUGAACCUCAGAGUGUGGAUGUAG
Messenger RNA from Ostreobium quekettii, 840 nucleotides. The record is from the annotation of a GenBank genome assembly. NCBI's taxonomy places the organism in Eukaryota, Viridiplantae, Chlorophyta, Ulvophyceae, Bryopsidales, Ostreobiaceae.